Molecule: messenger RNA, 1674 nt
Organism: Triticum turgidum subsp. durum (durum wheat)
Lineage: Eukaryota; Viridiplantae; Streptophyta; Magnoliopsida; Poales; Poaceae
Source: the annotation of a GenBank genome assembly
AUGUUGCGUCCACAGCAAAGCAGAUGCCAUAUCUUUAACAAAGAUAUAGGCUACUGCUCAUCAACACAACCAUUUCUUGUUUUGGAAAAUCUAUUUACUCAUCGAACAUACAGAAAAUUGUCGCUGGGGCCCACAUUCCAGUGGGGGCUGGCUGCGUCCGACGUGGGCUCCCCCGGAGCCCCGGAGCAAUUUACGAAUGGUGUACCGUACCGCAGGGGCAUUUCCGUCCAGCGGCCCGCAAAAAGCCGCAGCGUGCGAGCUCGACUGGGCGGCGGACGGACGGCCUCUUCCCAUCCCCGCAAAGAAAACAAACACCGCAGCGCACUCACUGCCAGCCGCGGCCUCGCUCCACUGCCCACUUGUUGCAAACCUCGCGCUACUCCCCAGCUCAGACGGCGUGGCGCCCGAGAGUGUGCCACCGCUCCGCACCCCCACCCCCGCAUUGUUUCAAAAUCCGCAGGCCGGUCCCCGGAGGCGGCGCGGCGGUGGGUCGCCGGCGGGCAGGGGCGUCUCUGGUCGCCGGAGGCCCGGAUGCACCGCCACCUCAAGCGCCUCAACAAGCCGGCCGUCAAGAGCAUCGAGAGCCCUGACGGGGACAUCAUAGACUGCGUGCACAUCUCGCACCAGCCGGCCUUCGACCACCCGUUCCUCAAGAACCACACCAUCCAGAUGAGGCCGAGCUAUCACCCGGAGGGCCUGUACGACGAGUCCAAGGCCAAUGUGGCCUCCUCCGGCGACGGCGAGCGGCCGAUGGUUCAGCUCUGGCACCGCAACGGCAGGUGCGCACCGGGCACCGUCCCGGUCCGGAGGACCAAGAAGGACGACCUGAUGCGCGCGAGCUCGAUGCGGCGCUACGGCAGGAAGCACAAGCCCACGGUGGCGAACCCGAUGUCGGUCGAUCUCGCCAUGCUCAACGAGGGCGGCCAUCAACACGCGAUAUCAUACGUUCAGGGCGAGAAGUACUACGGCGCCAAGGCGACGAUCAACGUGUGGGAGCCCAAGAUCGAGCAGCCCAACGAGUUCAGCCUGUCCCAGCUGUGGAUCUUGGGGGGCUCCUUCGGCGAGGACCUCAACAGCAUCGAGGCUGGCUGGCAGGUUAGCCCGGACCUCUAUGGGGACAACAAUACAAGACUGUUCACCUACUGGACUAGUGAUGCGUACCAGGCAACAGGGUGCUACAACAUGCUGUGCUCAGGGUUCGUCCAGAUCAACAACGAGGUGGCCAUGGGGGCCAGCAUCUUCCCCAUCUCGGGCUACUCCGGCUCGCAGUACGACAUCAGCAUACUCAUCUGGAAGGAUCCGAAGGAGGGUCACUGGUGGAUGCAGUUUGGCAAGGAGUACGUGCUGGGUUACUGGCCGUCGUUCCUGUUCUCGUACCUGGCGGACAGCGCGUCGAUGAUCGAGUGGGGCGGGGAGGUGGUGAACUCGCAGGCGGAGGGGGUGCACACGUCGACGCAGAUGGGCAGCGGGCACUUCCCGGAGGAGGGGUUCGGCAAGGCGAGCUACUUCAAGAACAUCCAGGUGGUGGACAGCACCAACAACCUCAAGGCGCCCCAUGGCAUGGGCACCUUCACGGAGCAGUCCAACUGCUACGACGUGCAGAACGGCAACAACGCCGACUGGGGCUCCUACUUCUACUACGGCGGCCCCGGCCGGAGCGCCAACUGCCAGUGA